GUCAAAAAAUAUUCUCAUUACUUUAAUUUCACCGGUUAAGCAUUUAUGAGCAUAGAAAUAAGAUUUCCAAACAAAACUUUUCGCUUUUUUAAUAAAAUUACAACUUAAAGAAUAAAGUGGAAAUUACUAAGUGAAUUAAUUAAUUUUCGUAAACUAAAGAUUCUAUAAAGUAGUGAGCCAAUAUGCGUUCCCUUUUACUGGUAAUGGCUUUUGCCUUUGUACUAAUUCACAGCAGCAUAGCAUUGAAGGAAGACGAAUGUGAAGUUUGUGUGAAGACAGUCAAACGUUUUGCUGAUACAUUGAAUGAUGACAUAAAGAAGGAUCAUAAAAAAAUUGAAGCAGAAUUUAAAAGUUUCUGCAAAAAGCAAAAGAAUAAGGAGCACAGAUUUUGUUACUAUCUGGGCGGUCUGGAAGAAUCAGCGACUGGUAUUUUGAAUGAACUCAGCAAGCCAUUGAGCUGGUCUAUGCCUGCCGAUAAGAUCUGCGAGAAACUUAAGAAGAAGGAUGCUCAGAUCUGUGAUUUACGUUAUGAAAAACAAAUUGACUUGAACAAUGUUGACCUGAAAAAAUUGAAGGUUCGUGACCUGAAGAAAAUCCUCAACGAUUGGGAUGAAAGCUGCGAAGGUUGCAUUGAAAAAACUGACUUUAUCAAGAGAAUAGAAGAGCUGAAACCGAAAUAUGCGCACAAUGAGUUAUAAAAAACAAUGUCUGAUUACCAAUUUAAUUUAUAUACGAAUACUUAAUUCUACUCACAUGAACAUUUGUCAUUAUUUGAAUGCUUUUCAAUUUUUUUAGAAGAAUUUAGUACAAAAAUCUAUGAUUUUUGCUUUAUAAGGGUUGAUAAUGUGAAAAGAAAAAUAUAUCUGUAGACAGUAUAUGAAAUAAAACACAGAAACCAACUUAA
Messenger RNA from Bactrocera dorsalis (oriental fruit fly), 904 nucleotides. It is a transcript of the gene Manf, whose product is annotated as mesencephalic astrocyte-derived neurotrophic factor homolog. Gene Ontology annotation, biological process: dopaminergic neuron differentiation; neuron projection development. The record is from RefSeq and is a predicted model, not a curated record. Gene Ontology annotation, cellular component: endoplasmic reticulum. The transcript is spliced from 5 exons. NCBI's taxonomy places the organism in Eukaryota, Metazoa, Arthropoda, Insecta, Diptera, Tephritidae. The coding region runs from base 183 to 698 and encodes 171 amino acids.